UCUGGGCCCCAUCAUCACCCGGCGCCGGGCCCUCCUUCCUGCCACCCCCCUUUCUCCUCCCUCCUUCCUUCCCUCCCUUCCUCCCUCUCUCCCUCCCUCCCAGCUCCUGCACCAGGAAACGGCCCGGAUCCCGGCCGCGGCCUGACCCGGCGCCACGCUGGCCGGGAGGAUGAAAGGCCCCAGCUGGGGGCUCCUUGCCACCGGUGCUGGGUCCUAAGCGCUGCCAUCCAGGCUGGCCGCCCGGAUGGCGACCCCAGCCUCAGCCCCAGACACACGGGCUCUGGUGGCCGACUUUGUAGGCUACAAGCUGAGGCAGAAGGGUUAUGUCUGUGGGGCUGGCCCUGGAGAGGGCCCGGCAGCUAACCCGCUGCACCAAGCCAUGCGGGCAGCCGGAGAUGAGUUCGAGACCCGCUUCCGGCAAAACUUCUCCGACCUGGCCGCUCAGUUGCAUGUGACCCCAGGCUCAGCACAGCAGAGCUUCACCCAGGUCUGCGAUGAACUUUUCCAAAGGGGUCCCAACUGGGGCCGCGUGGUGGCCUUCUUUGCCUUUGGGGCCGCACUGUGUGCUGAGAGCGUCAACAAGGAGAUGGAGCCCCUGGUGGGACAAGUGCAGGAGUGGAUGGUGACCUACCUGGAGACGCAGCUGGCCGGCUGGAUCCACAGCACCGGGGGCUGGGCGGAGUUCACAGCUCUGUACGGGGAUCGGGCCCUGGAGGAGGCGCGGCGUCUGCGGGAGGGGACCUGGGCGUCAGUGAGGACAGUGCUGACGGGGGCCGUGGCACUGGGGGCCCUGGUAACUGUAGGGGCCUUUUUUGCUAGCAAAUGAGAAUGUCCGGGGCCAGGUGGGGCCAGGUGUGGCUGGGGGCCAAGAGAGCAGGAACAGGACCGAGAAACACCCUUGGAGGAAGUGGGGUGAAUGGAUCGACGUGGGAUGGGCAGGGGCAGGAUGGUGCGUGAGGGAGCUGAGGAGGCUGGGCAGAUGGAAGCGUGGGCUGGAGACAGUGGGGAAGGUUUGGGGAUGGUCGUGGGCCAGGAGAUGGAGUGAUUCCAGGGUAGGGGAGCUGGGAGGGAUUAUACUGGAGGUGUGCACACAGGCAGCUACCUGGAGCUUGGCUUGCAGCCCUGAGCAAAGUAGACUCGUCUAAGGAGUUGUGUCUCCAUUGGAUGAGUGGCAUUUGGGGAACAUAGCAGGCACAUCCCUUUGGAAUGGAAGCUUCGGGUUCUCAGGUGUCCGGUAGAGGUGGCUGGGAUCCCGGGCUGCUUGGACAUGUGUGUGCAUGUGCACGUGUGCGCAUGUGCACGCUGGGCUUGCUUGUGUCCUCUGAUGGUGGUGGGAUUCUUCAAGAAGAAAACAUUCCCUCUUGCAAGAAAGGGGCAGGCGGAGGGGAAGCAAUUCUCAGUCCCUCCUCUGGUCCUCCUUUCCGCCCUCCUCUUGUUCUGAUGUCUCAAGGCCAAGGGAGAAGAAACACUGUAUCCAGAGGGAAGGCUCUGACUGGUCUCUGCAGAAAGUCCUUGGCCGGGCUGGGCAGGAGAGAGCAGCUCUGCAGCCGACCUUGUUCUUUCAUCAUCCCCCUUGGUUGUGCAUCGCACUGGGCUCUGAGCAAAGGGCAGGGCUGUGGAGCCUGGGGGAGGGGAGGGUUUCAGUAGCUGGACCUGCCUGCUACUGUCCCCUCUCUCUGGGGCACAGUAGUGCCUGUAGUGGUCUCUGUCUCUGGGACCCCGAACCCAAAUUUCAACUCCAAAUUGGGGCUCUGAUUUUUCUUUCUGAGGAUUUGGACAGAAAUGCUGAUCUGGAAUACAGUCUGGGUCCCAUGCUGUGUCUCACCAGGACUGCUGACGCCUCAAGGGGGCCAUUCCAGCUCUGAACCCCGUGGGUAGGAGGGUGACAGGGACUCGGUGACUGGCCUCGUCUGUGUGGUGGGCUCUGUGGCUGCUGCUUGAGCAGGGCCAGGUGUGUGGGUUCUAGGGCAGCCACCAGGACCGAGAAGCGUUUGUUUUCCUGGAAGCCAGGCUAUUUGCAUGGGUGUUCCUUGUCUGAAGCUCAGAUCUGAGGAUGCUCACUUCAGAAGUCCCAGUCCUCGGGAACAGAUUCAGAUUAUAGGGGUUUUGUUUGUUUGUUUUUGUUUUUGUUUUUUAUUUUUUUAUUUUUGGCUUUUUGAGAAAGGAACUAUUCACUCCAGCUGCAUGCCCUGAGCCAGACCUCACUGCUGCACUUUCGGUGGUGCUAGAAUCGCUGCUCUCCAAUGCUGGCUUCAGACACAGUGUAUCAGAGCCCUGCCCGUGACCCUGAGCUCUGAGGGGCUUAGCUAGACCACGGUUGACUCAUCUUGGAGAGUCUCACUUGGUCCCAGAAUGUGGCGACAGAGUUGUACCCGCUAGAAUGUGGGACCAAAUCGGCCUCAGGUGUUUACUCCAGACUUUUGAUUCUGAGGGCUGCACUUUCAAUGGUGUUUCUAGGGGAGGUGGUCGACUGCACGUGCCACUUGAUCUGUUGUGAGUCUGCUGGUCCCAGAAGCUCAGAGCUGGUCUGUGGCGAGCAGGUGGGGUGGGGUGGGGGUGGGGUCUCUGACUUGCUCAGGACAGACUAGGCCAGUGGUUUUCAAACUGCUUGGCAGAGUCUUGAAGUGUCCUAGGGGUUGCCUCAGGAGUCCGUGAGGAGAGCAAGGAGGUGGGGGGGCUGAGCAGGCUGUGCAAUUUGCCCUCAAACAGAACAGCUCCCCUUGUAGCUGUCUUACGUAUCGGGGUUCAGGGUAAGAUUUUAUUUGCAUUAAGGGGUUUGCUGCUGAAAGAAAAGAAGAAAGUUGGAAAACCACUGGCUAGACCAUGGGUUCCAAAUCAGAGUCUGUGCUCCCCCAGGUUUGGGGCAGACCCUCCUGCCCCACUGCAGGACGCCUAGCCCCUUCGCAUCGCUGGGGACCUUGUAGCAAGCAGCAGCAGCAGGGACCACAGUCAGGUUACCCAAAAUGUCCUGCUCCGAGGCCCUCAUGUGCGGGUGGAUGGAGUGGCCGAGGGCUCGGUCUGGAUUCCCAGAAGCAGGGGCCGAGCGGGGCCACAGCGGGCAGUUUUGACCCGUCCUGCCCGUCCUAGCGUGAGGGCAAUGGGAACCCCAGAGACUUCUGUCAGGGAAAACCAGGGACUCGUCUAGAGCCAUAUCGUUGCUUGGGAUUCGCUCUUGGCCAAGAAGGCUGAGUAUGGCUCCCCAUUUUUAAAUCCAUUUCUUUUUUUUUUUUAAUAAGGGAAAUCAAUGUAAUUGCCAUUUUUUCAAAGAUGAAAAAGAUAAAGAGGGUUUUUCUUGCUCUCCAGAGCCUGGAGGGACAAAUAGGGAUUUUGCGUAGGCCAGGGAAGGAACGCGAGCAGGGCGCUGGGUGCUGCGAUGACUGAUCCCACUCUCCACUUACUCUAGGGCACACACACACUAUUUUACUUUUUUAAAUCAUCAGACGGCAGGAGAACAGAUUUGGUUAGUUUAGAAGAAGAGAAAAAGCUCUAUAAAUAUAAAGAUAUAUUCCUGUAUUUUUAUUUAAUAAUUUAUAAAUACCAAGUUCAUUUGACUUUUAUUUUUGUGUAAUAUGUAAUGAUCGUAUUAAAAAAAUAAAUAAAUAAAGCCCAGAAGUUUAAUGAGAAAAGGA
Oryctolagus cuniculus (rabbit) is the source of this 3629-nucleotide messenger RNA. Lineage: Eukaryota; Metazoa; Chordata; Mammalia; Lagomorpha; Leporidae. The record is from RefSeq and is a predicted model, not a curated record.